This is a messenger RNA of Histoplasma capsulatum G186AR, 1128 nucleotides long. RefSeq lists its product as uncharacterized. The transcript has 3 exons. The coding region runs from base 1 to 1128 and encodes 375 amino acids. NCBI's taxonomy places the organism in Eukaryota, Fungi, Ascomycota, Eurotiomycetes, Onygenales, Ajellomycetaceae. The record is from RefSeq and is a predicted model, not a curated record.
AUGUCUUCUCAAGGAAAUUUCCCCUAUCAAGGAAGAACGCCAAAUAGGGAUCAGACUUAUUACCCAGUGAGCAGUGAUAUACUCGCAUUUCCUCCUCCUCGAAGUGCGAGUGUUCUGAACCGAGAAUAUGAACCACAGGCAUACCGGCCAACAGCAGAGGCUCCUGGGUUGUAUCACUCUAGUGGUAAUAGGACAUCCCCUCCAUCAUGGGAGCUUUCUCGAGAAUCGCUAGAAACCUCCCGAUCUCCCGAUCAUGGACGACUCAAUGAACCCCAUAUUUUAUACAACAACCCUGGUAGAACACUGAUCAAUACCUCGUCUUACGAUCGAUAUUCCAAUGUUUCAGCUGCACCAAAUCUAGGACCUAUUGGUCAACAACCGCGUCCCCCUCCUGGUAUUGGGGAAUGGGACGCCCCACCCGUGCAUUCUUGCCAUGAUUCUCUGAUGCGAGAUCCAGAUUCACCCCCGUCAAUGGAGACAUUUGAUUUCUUUCCUGAACAUACCAAGAGACGCGCACCAGAACAUGCGAAAAGCGGUGCCAAAUACCACCCACAGAGACGGCCAUCCAACCGCGAUGAGUUCGAUGGGCCUACUCAGUUUCUAGAUAUGCCUUCUCCAAGGACUAUUGCCGAACAGGAGAAAGAUUUGCCUCACUUGCCUACUAGCCUGGAUGCCCAAGAGCAGGAUAAAAUCCUUUAUGAAGUCAAUGAUCAUUUGUCCAGGUGUGCUUUCAAUUUUGUUGCAAAAUAUCAGUUCCCCAUUCCUGUGGAACCAGACAAGAGACAGGUGAGAAUACCAGCCGACCGGGAGUGGACAGAAUGGGUGUAUCUCUUGAAACGAUUAGCUACCAAGCGCCGAAUUCCUGCCAGAGUUCUUUAUAAUGGCCAAAUCAAGCAUUUUGUGACAGUCCUGGAAAACUCCUUGGAAAUGCGCCACGCGGCUAAGCACCAAUCACGACCAGUGAAAGAUGAUAGGAACAUUCUCCAGCUGAUAUCUGCGGGAACUCAGGUUGCAAAAAUUCUCAAGGAUGCCUCCGCCAUGGAAUUUUUAGACCAACUCUAUUCACGAACUGAAAUUCUAAUUCAUGAACGACGAAGUCAUCUCGGAGGAGCGUUAGCCAAACCAUGA